AUGAUCAAAACUAACAACCUCGAAGAGACGCAAACCAAGCUUUCAUCACAUAGUUCCUACCAAUUGCUAAUUCUGUCUUCCUCAUCUCACCAUUCUUUCUUAUCGUUCUUGUUUGAGUCAUUCCAAUAUGGCGGUGAUAAUACAUGUGUUUACCAGUCAAAGUGUUAUUUUUCAGAAAAUUCUUUGUUAACGAGUCUAAUAAAUCAAAUCUUUAAAACCUCUUCUCAGCAAAAGGAAGAAAUGUUUGGUCAAGUUGUAAUUGGACCCCCUGGAUCUGCCAUGCUUCAGGUGGAACUGCCUCAUGUCAAUGUCUUGUCCAAAGCUGAUCUCAUCCAAUCAUAUGGCAAAUUGGCAUUCAAUCUAGACUUUUAUACAGAUGUUCUUGAUCUCACAUACUUGCUGGAUCAACUUCAGGAUGAUCCAAUUUUCAAAAAAUAUAAGAAAAUGAAUGCGGCACUGGUGGAAAUAAUUCAAGACUAUAGUCUUGUAUCUUUUGUGGCCCUAAAUAUUAAGAAGAAUGAAAGCAUUCUGCGGGUUCUUCAAACAGUCGACAAGGCAAAUGGUUAUAUGUUUGGUGAUACAGAGGAACGCAAUUUACAGUCAAUGCUUUCCUGUGCGAUUGGUGCUGAAUUUGAAUAUGAAAAGAUCAAAGACAUUCAAGAGAAAUAUGUAAUGGAUAGUGACCAUGAGGAAAAAAUGGAUGAGGAUGAAAGUGAAAAUUCAGGCGAGAUAUGA
Messenger RNA from Acanthosepion pharaonis, 735 nucleotides. NCBI's taxonomy places the organism in Eukaryota, Metazoa, Mollusca, Cephalopoda, Sepiida, Sepiidae. The record is from the annotation of a GenBank genome assembly.